Spirodela intermedia is the source of this 1406-nucleotide messenger RNA. NCBI's taxonomy places the organism in Eukaryota, Viridiplantae, Streptophyta, Magnoliopsida, Alismatales, Araceae. The record is from the annotation of a GenBank genome assembly.
AUGCUGUGGAGCGUGGAUAUUUGGUGGGUGGCGAACCUGGUUAUGAACCUGCAGAUGUGGCAAGUGUGGCAAGUGGUGAGCUUGUUGUUGUCCAGGGGGGAAAUGCUGAUGAGGACCUUGCAUUGAAGAAAUAGGUGCUAGUUGUUGACCCUGAACUGGCAUCUGAGAUUGGGGGGGGCGCAUUUGGGAUUGCGGUGGCUGCUGGUGUGGGAAUUGGUUAGGCAUCGGAGAAGGAUGCUGAUGUUGCUGUUGUGGUACCCCAUGCUGCAGAGGAUACAGGUGCAUGGGACGCUGAUGUGCGGUAGCACCUGCCAUUUGAGGUUGAAGAUGCGGUUGAGGAAAAGACUGAUGACCUGUCACAGUAUGGGCUGGAGCAGUAUGCAGCUGGGGCUGGGGCUGGGGAUGGGGCUGGGGCUGUGGUUGACCCUGAAGAUGAUGCAAUUGAGACUGGGGAGGAGCUUGGUGCAGUGGAUGUGGCUGGUGCAGGGACUGAGAUUGGGCCUGGGUCUGCAGUUGCGACUGCAGAGGAGGCUGAGAAAUGGAAUGGGGUCGAGGAUGAGGUUGGGACUGCAUAUGCAGUCGGGGUUGCUGAGCUGGAGGUCGUGAUUGUGUCUGACCAUGAAAAUUAGGAUGUGACUGAGCAUUCGGUGGUUGCUGUUGGGGUUGCCCAGGUUGAUUUUGCCCAACCAUUUGCUGUUGCUGUUGUGGACGCGGCUGAUGUUGAAGAUGAGGAGGCUGUCCAUGAGGAAAAGAAUGGGGCUGAAGCUGAGGGAUCUGGCUUUGUUGUUGCCCCAUUGGCUGAACCAGAACUUGUGACUGUGUCGAUGGGUGCAUUUGCUGCUGCUGAAUUUGUGCAUGAAUUGGUUGUUCCACGCUUUGCAGUGCUUGUGUUUGGGGCUGCUGACCGACUGGUACGGUUUGGUUAUGGGAAUGGGAUUGCACCUGGGGAAGAGAAAGUUGUUGCGGAUGUGCUUGAGGUUGUGUCUGGGGAUGUUGCUGACCGUGAACCUGAGGAUGCUGCUGCCCCUGAACUGGAUGGGAUUGCCCAUACGCUUGUGGAUAUUGCUGUUGAACUUGUUGCGGAUGUGCUUGAUGCUGUGUCUGAGGAUGUUGCUGAGCGUGCACCUGAGAAUGCUGCUGCCCCUGCACUGGAUGGGAUUGCCCAUAUGCUUGCGGAUACUGUUGUUGAACUUGCUGCUGAUAAUAGCCAUACUGUUGGUACUGCUGCUGAUAUGGGUCAAAUCCAGGGUAUUGCUGAUAAUACUGCUGGUACUGCUGAUACUGCUGGUACCACUGCUCCUGUGUUGGAACCUGCGGUACAACUUGUGGUUGUGAGGCAACACUAGGCUGACCUUGGUCUUGGACUGGACCAGCAGGAGCUACAGCUGUUGCAGCGGGAUCUGUAG